AUGGAUUCAGCCUAUGAACUCGAUACACUCAUCAGAGAUAAAAUGGCUAAAUACAUGAAAGAAUUAACACGUUUUUCCAUUGUUUUUUUCUUUAUCUUUCUUACUUGUGGAAUAUGGCAUGCAUUUUUAGCAAUUAAUCUCAAUAAUUCAAUGUUCAAACUCAUUGCAGGUGAUUUUAUGCGCAAUAUAUCAUGGUCAAUUUGUGGAUUGUCGUUUGGAAGUCUUUUUGUAAUAAUUUUACUAUUAAUGGCGCUAUAUUAUUCAGGAUUUACAUUCCGUAUACACCUUUUGAUAACUAUUCUUUGCAUUGCAGCAAUAUUUUCAAAUAUCGGACUUACGAUCGCUAGUUUAUUUUUUUCGGCGCUUCAUACAAAAGAUCAUCUUCAAAACAAGAUCGAAGAUUUAAUACAAAAUAAUAGCACCAAUCCAAUCGUUUCCGAAUGGAUGAAAGGGUAUUCUUGUACGAACGUUACAAAUUGCCGACCAGAUGCGGAAUUUUUCAUUAGAUUCAGAUGCGAUGGAGAAGCAAUUGCAUGUGGUAUACUAUUGUUCAUCAUGUUAACUUCUAUUUGCGGCAUUACAGCAGCAGUAAUCAAAAUGGGCUUAUUGAAACGUCCUCAAGGUGAUUCUAGAGUCCAGUAUGAUCCAUUAGAUCCAAAAUAG
This is a messenger RNA of Trichomonas vaginalis G3, 663 nucleotides long. RefSeq lists its product as uncharacterized. The transcript has a single exon. The record is from RefSeq and is a predicted model, not a curated record. NCBI's taxonomy places the organism in Eukaryota, Parabasalia, Trichomonadida, Trichomonadidae. Bases 1 to 663 code for a protein of 220 amino acids.